AAAACAUUUUUAAAUGAAAAAGGUAAAGAGAUCAUUUUUAAAGCUAAAAUCAAACAUAUUGAAAAUAAUGAAAAAUGUACAAGAUAUUUUUUUUAAAAAUCUAAUCAAAAAAGAGUCCAUAUUGAAAAACUAGAAGGAGAAGUGGAGAUGAAUAAAAUUUUAUUUAAAGUACAAUGUUAUUAUAGGGAACUUUUUAAUGAGAAAAAAAUAGAUGCUAAUUUCAUGAACGAUGCCUUAAACAAAAUAGAACGUGUUUUAGAGAAUAAUUCUCAAUCCUUUCUUUUACAGUCUAUCCCAGAGAAGGAAAUAUUGGAUACCAUAAACAGUUUUAAUUUGGGUAAAGUACCGGGGUCUGAUGGCCUGCCAAUCGAAUUUUAUAAGGUUUUUUAUGAGGUUUUAAAAGAUGAUCUUUUAUCUCUUUUUACAGAUGUUUUUAAUACCAAGAUUUUACCACAGUCAUGGAAAAUGGUGAAUUUUAACAAGUGCGAGAUUUUAAAAGUCGGCAAGCUGGAUACAAGAGACAUAAAGAAGGACUUAUCCUGGAGCUGCAUCCACAGUUGCCUUCCGUGCCGGGCUUUCCAACACCGUAGAGGAUUUGCAAGCACAGCAAAGUGUCCAAGAGAGGGAUGCCACGAAGAGGAGACUGUUUUACAUCUUUUAUGGACAUGUGAUUUUUCUAGAAGGAUAUGGACUAAAAUGCUGCCACUUUUAAACAAAAUUGCUGCUAUAAAAGACUUGGACUAUAAUAUGGUUUUAUAUGGGUGUUUGGAUUGUCCCGGCGAACAAGAGAAACGGAAGGCAUGGCAAAUAAUAAACUGUGUGAAGGCAGCUCUGUGGAAAAAUAGGAAUAUUUUAUUAUUUAAAAAGGACAUUUUAUCUUUCGAUGAUGUUAUUGGAAUGAUUUUAAGUGAAAUGUACAUCUAUCUUUUAAUCGAUAAACAAAGUGAUGAGUUUGCAUUCAUAAAAUGGCAUUUUACCGACUGGCAUAUGUGA
Messenger RNA from Hyla sarda, 993 nucleotides. RefSeq lists its product as uncharacterized. NCBI's taxonomy places the organism in Eukaryota, Metazoa, Chordata, Amphibia, Anura, Hylidae. The transcript has 3 exons. The record is from RefSeq and is a predicted model, not a curated record. Bases 148 to 993 code for a protein of 281 amino acids.